Naumovozyma dairenensis CBS 421 is the source of this 1158-nucleotide messenger RNA. RefSeq lists its product as uncharacterized. Lineage: Eukaryota; Fungi; Ascomycota; Saccharomycetes; Saccharomycetales; Saccharomycetaceae. The record is from RefSeq and is a predicted model, not a curated record. Gene Ontology annotation, molecular function: nucleic acid binding. Bases 1 to 1158 code for a protein of 385 amino acids. The transcript has a single exon. Gene Ontology annotation, biological process: DNA integration.
AUGACACUAGAAAUUGUGGAGAAAUAUCAAGAGGAUCAAAUACAUGAUAUUACUGGACUUCCAAUUACAUUACAUGACAAAUUAAAGGAAGCUGUGAGUAACAUCAAGGUAAAUUCGAAACUCCAUUUUUUAACAAUACAAGGUGAUAAACUGCUAACUAAAGAGCAUAAAUGGUGGAUUCCACAAGAACAAUACGAAAUAAUAUUGUGGAUUAUAUGGAACACACACAUUAACAAUGAUAUGCAUCGUGGUAUACAGGAAACACUUCGAUGUAUUAGGAAACGAUACAACUUUGAUGAUCUCUAUAAACUUACUCAGGUGGUUGUCAACUCUUGUAAAAUCUGUCAAUCGAAUAAACCAACAAAUUUUUCGAUCUCAAACUACCGAUAUAUCCCUACUCCUAGCCGACCACAUAUGAUUAUGAGUGCAGACCACAUUACCGAUCUCGAUACUUCCAAAGAUGGAUAUAACGAAAUAUUAGUGAUAGUGGAUCUUUUUACUCGAUAUACAUACUUAAUCGCUGCGAAGAAACAGGAUACGGCAGAAGAGACAUUUCAGAGAUUAGAAGAGAGACUUUGUUUACAUGGCGGUUUACCCAUCACGAUGCUAACCGACAACGGAACAAAAUUCAAAGGUGAAUUCAACAAAAAUUUGUCCUGGCGUGGAAUAAAUCAUUGGAAUACUUCUAUUUACAGAGCAAAGUCAAACGGUGCUAACGAACGUAUGAAUGGUAUUAUUAAACAAUGCCUAAGAACUCAUGGAGCAUUAAUGCGUCCACAUUGGCCUCAACAUCUAUCAGCUACUGAAUUUUUCAUUAAUAGUAGGACACACUCGGCAACACGUCGAUCUCCAAAUGAGUUGAAAUUUGGCUAUGAACCUGAAUGGAUAGAUACAAAUAAACGUCUGGAAAUGCUUAAUACUGAUACCAGAAUACAAGUCAUGUCAGAUGAAGAAUGGUAUAAUUAUAUCCAAGAAAAGGUAAAACCAAUUCAAGCCCUAUUAGUAAAAAGUAAAGAUAGAAAUAAACAGAAGAUUACCAAAACAGGGAAACCAGUAGUAUUCAAAGUAGGUGAAAUGGUAUGGAUUUCUAGACAUGCAUACGUUGCAAAAGGACCUGAAGGCGCUAAAAGCUGUUUUUAUAGGACCUGCUGUUAUUAA